This is a messenger RNA of Epinephelus moara (kelp grouper), 1395 nucleotides long. RefSeq names its product macrophage mannose receptor 1-like. NCBI's taxonomy places the organism in Eukaryota, Metazoa, Chordata, Actinopteri, Perciformes, Serranidae. The coding region runs from base 96 to 1157 and encodes 353 amino acids. The transcript is spliced from 4 exons. The record is from RefSeq and is a predicted model, not a curated record.
AGUAAGUAGUAGGUGUGUACUCAUGAUGUUGAUUUAAUGCUGUCUGCUCCAUCACUGCAGUAUUUCCUCUGUUAUUAGGUCAGUGUUCCUUCUUCAUGUGUCACCUCCAUGAGUACCACUUUGUUGAAGAGAAGAAGACCUGGACUGAAGCCCAGCAGUACUGCAGAGAGCAUCACACUGACCUGGCCACAGUGUCUGACAUGACAGACAUGGAGAGACUCCGUGACUCUGCACAGAAUCAAGAUGGAGCCUGGAUUGGGCUUUACAGCGACCCUGAAAGAAAUGAGAGAGGGAUGUGGCACUGGCAGUGGUCUCUGCCAGGGCUGGAGUUCAAUGAUAGUGAGAGUAGAUGGCAGAGAGGAGAGCCGAAUGAUUACGGUUCUAAUAAUGAGAAAUGUGUGCAGAUGUACAAUCACAAAUGGAACGAUGUCCCUUGUUCUGAGAUUCUUAAAUUUAUCUGCUAUGAUGAAAGGAAGCAAUCCAACAAGAGAUUCCAUCUGAUUGAAGACAAGAUGAGCUGGCCACAGGCUCAGAGCUACUGCAGAGAACAUCACACUGACCUGGUCAGUGGAGACCAACAGUUAGAGGACGACGAAUUCAAGAGAGAGUAUAAGUCAAACAAGUACGUGUGGAUCAGCCUGUUCAGAGACUCCUGGAGGUGGUCAGAUGGGAGCAGUUUCUCUUUCAGAUACAGGGAUCUGGAGUUAUUCAGAGAUGAAGACAGCAGCAAGAAAUGUGCUGUGACUCUGCUGGAUGGAAAAUGGAGCUCCGACGAGUGUAAUAAAACAAAACCCUUCUUCUGCUAUGAUGAUAAUGUGAUCCUGAUCAAAGAGAGCAAGACCUGGGAGGAAGCCUUGAAUUACUGCAGAGAGAAACACUGUGACCUGGUCUCCAUCACCAACCAUGACCAGCAGAGAUGGGUCCAAGAGAAAGCCAAGAAUGCCAACACUACCCACGUCUGGCUGGGACUGCGCUACACCUGCGUUAUGGAUUUGUGGUUCUGGGUCAAUGACAAUGUGGUCUGCUACCAGAAGUGGGCCUCAGAAGAAAAGACUGAGAGCUGUGACAGGGCUGCAGCCAUGAGCAGAGAGGGGGAACAUGAGUGGUAUGAAAAGGCUGAUACUGAAACAUUUAAUUUCAUCUGCACUGUAAAGUAAGUUUCCCAGGUCAGUGGUCGAAAGCAGCAGAAAGAUCCUAAAUGUGGGAAAGAUCAUAGUUUGAGUUUUUAAAAAGUUACUUGGUUAAAGUGUAUCUGUUAUUCUGCGUUGUUGUUUUUGUGUGUGUGUUUGUGUGUGUGUGUAUUUAUCUAUUAUACAUUUUUUAAAGGUCCAGUGUGUAGGAUUUAGGGGACAUAAUGGCGCUAAUGGACGAUAACAUUAUAAUUAUGUUUUCCUU